Molecule: messenger RNA, 1683 nt
Organism: Cryphonectria parasitica EP155
Lineage: Eukaryota; Fungi; Ascomycota; Sordariomycetes; Diaporthales; Cryphonectriaceae
Product: family 27 glycoside hydrolase
Exons: 4
Coding region: 1-1683 (560 amino acids)
Biological process (GO): carbohydrate metabolic process
Molecular function (GO): hydrolase activity, hydrolyzing O-glycosyl compounds
Source: RefSeq, a predicted model, not a curated record
AUGUGGACUCCCUUGGCCCUGUGCCUCACGGGCACGACUGUGCUGGUGUCGGCAACCACCGUCCGAACCACCACUCCGGUGAUGGGAUGGGACAGCUACAACUACUACAGCUGCUCCCCCACCCAAGAGAUCAUCCAGGAUAACGCGGCAGCCCUGGUCAGCCUGGGCCUGGACGCCCUCGGCUACACCUAUGUCACGACCGACUGCGGCUGGACGGCCGACUAUCGUGACCCUUCGACUGGCGAGCUGGUAUGGAACCCUGACACGUUCCCUUCGGGCGGGGCAGCACUGGGCGAGUAUAUUCACAACCUGAGUCUGCACUUUGGUGUGUACUCUGGGGCUGGGUAUUAUCAGUGUGGCUCGACGGACCAGCCUGCUUCAUUGGGACACGAGACACUCGACGCAGACUCCUUUGCAGCAUGGGGCGCGGAUUCGUUAAAAUAUGACAACUGCUACGCAAACUCGACCACCACAGAGGCAGACUACACAGGCACUGUCUCUGGUUCUCCCACUCGUUUCGACGUCAUGGCCAGCGCACUCGCCACGACUUCACGAGACACUGUGUACCAGGUAUGCCAAUGGGGUGUGGGAGAAGACAUUGGAGUUUGGGCCCCUGAGAUUGCCAACUCGUGGCGCAUCUCCAACGACAUCUACGACGCCUGGCGCAGCAUCUGGCGCAUCACCAACCAGGUGGUGCCCUACUACAAGCACACCGGCGUAGGGGCCUACGCCGACAUGGACAUGCUCGUCGUAGGCCUCAACGCCCUGUCCAACGAGGAGGAGAAGUUCCACUUCGGCAUGUGGGCCAUCAACAAGUCCCCGCUGAUCAUCGGGUCCGCCCUCGCCGACUCGCUCACGCCCGCGUCCUCGCUCGAGGUCCUGUCCAACACGGCCGUCAUCGCCCUCAACCAGGACAGCCUCGGCCGGCAGGCCCAGCUCGUGCGCCGCUACACCACCGCCCAGUACGACAUCUGGCAGGGCGCGCUCUCGGGCGGGCGCCAGGUCGUCGCCCUGGCCAACUGGUACAACGGCAGCCAGACCGUCACGCUCAGCCUCCCUGCCGACCUAGGCAUCGCGUCCGCCGCGGCCGAGGACGUGUGGGCCGGCGAGAGCCUGGGCACGCUGAGCGCGUCCUCCUCGUACACCACCACGCUCGCCGGCCACGAGCUGCGCCUGCUCGUGCUCUCCAACAUUGUCAACGCCACGUCGGGCGUGCAGACGGCCGUGGGGUACUACACGGCCGCCGAGGACGCCACGCUGGCGGGGGAGGCCGUGGUUGUCGACUGUCCGGCGGGCACGUGUCUGCCGGCGGGCAACAAGGUCGGCGACAUUGGCGAGGGCGAGUCUGCCGCGUCGGUCACCUUCUCGGGCGUCGAGGCCGUCACGUCUGGCACCAAGCUGCUGGGCAUUGAUUACUGCAACUACGACGUGGCGCUGGAGACGGCCUGGGACUGGGGCGACAACACGCGCAACAUGACCAUCGCCGUGAACCAGGCCGCCGGGGACGGCACGCGCUUUGCGUUCCCCAUCAGCGGAGGCGACUGGUACGAUGCUGGACGGCUGUAUGUCUAUGUGGAAGGGUUUGUUGCCGGGACUGGAAACGAGGUCAUCUUCACGUCGUAUGGGACCGAGGCCACUUGGGCUCCUGAUCUGGUGGGCUUCGAGGUCUAUGAGGUGGAGUGA